Epinephelus lanceolatus (giant grouper) is the source of this 2930-nucleotide messenger RNA. The record is from RefSeq and is a predicted model, not a curated record. Lineage: Eukaryota; Metazoa; Chordata; Actinopteri; Perciformes; Serranidae.
GUCCUUGUCUGUUUGAGUUUAAAAGACAGUUUCAGCUGCCUGAGUUGCACUCUGGUGGGAGCUAUGAUGGCGAGAGCUGUGGUGCAAAUCACCCUCCUUGGGCUGCUGCUGGCUCUGGUUACCACACUGCCAAACAAGGACAACUGGGACAUCUACAGCUUUCACAUCAACUCCACAGUGAGCAGUCGUUAUGCAACCACUGUUAUCACGAGCCGCGUGGCCAAUCGAAUGGACGAGUCAAAGGAAAUAGAAUUCCAGGUCCGGAUUCCCAAGAACGCCUUCAUCAGUAAAUUCAGAAUGUUUAUAGAUGGCCAAGUGUACGAUGGUGUUGUGAAAGGUAAAGAGAAAGCUCAGCAGCAGUACACUGAGGCUGUGUCCCGAGGCCAAAGCGCUGGGAUUGUCAGUUCUGUAGGGAGGACCCUCGAGGAAUUUAAGACCUCCGUGAACGUGGCUGCUCACAAAAAGGUCACCUUUGAACUCACAUAUGAGGAACUGCUGAAACGCAGGCUCGGCAAGUACGAGCUGCAAAUCCACGCUCAACCCAUGCAGCCUGUCAAAGACUUCAAGGUUGAUGUGCAUAUUAAUGAGCAAGCCGGCAUCAAUUUCAUCGAGGUUAAAGGAGGACUAAGCACAAAAUCUCUGGCUAAUGCCAUCACCAAGACACACACAGACAAACAGGCGUGGGUGUAUUUCUACCCGACAGAGGAUCAACAGAAAACGUGUGACAGCUGUGGAGAGCAGGGUAUAAAUGGAGAUCUGGUUAUCACUUAUGAUGUCAACAGGGACACCUCACUGGGAGACAUCAAGACUUCAGAUGGGUACUUUGUUCAUCACUUUGCUCCAUCUAGUCUUACCCGCAUACCGAAAAAUGUAGUCUUCGUUAUUGAUCGUAGUGGCUCAAUGCACGGCAGAAAAAUACAACAGACCCGAAUAGCCUUACUCCACAUCUUGAACGACCUGGCAGAGGAGGACCACUUUGGUCUAAUUACUUUUGAUGACUCGAUUAUUCACUGGAAACGAGAACUUGUUCGGGCCAACAAGAAAAACCUGGACAGUGCCAAGGCUUUUGCACGGGAUAUUAGAGACAGAGGAGGCACAGACAUUAACAAAGCAGUGCUAGAAGGAGCACGUAUGCUGAAUGCACACCCAAGAGAAGGUUCUGCGUCUAUCCUUAUACUUCUCACUGAUGGAGACCCAACCUCAGGGGUGACAAAUAUUGAAAUAAUCCAGUCAAAUGUCAGAGGAGCUAUUGCAGACAAAUUCCCACUCUACUGUCUUGGAUUUGGUUUUGAUGUCAAUUUUGAGUUCCUUGAGAAGAUGUCACUGCAGAACAAUGGUGUGGCACGACGGAUUUAUGAAGACUCAGACGCUGAUUUACAGCUGAAGGGAUUCUAUGAAGAGGUGGCCACUCCCCUGUUGACAGAUGUGACAAUGAUCUAUUUAGGUGGGACUAAUCUCACCCAGACUAACUUCAGCCAGUAUUAUAACGGCUCUGAGAUCGUGGUGGCCGGUCAGAUCACUGACAACGACGUUGAUACCUUCACUCCACAAGUUGUGGCCAUUUCGGGGAGGAGAAGGCUAACGUUUUCUGAGACAAAUGCCACUGUGGAGUCCACUGGAACAGUGUCUGACAACCGCAUUCAGAGGGUUUGGGCCUACCUCACAGUCAAACAGCUUCUGGAAAAAGAGUUGCUUUUAUCUGGACCUGAGAAGGAGAACGUGAAGAAAGAGGCCUUGGAGCUGUCGCUGAAGUACAGCUUUGUGACCCCCCUCACAUCCAUGGUGGUCACCAAGCCUCAGGGGGAGACCACAGACGUGCUCCAUAAACCCAAGGAAGGUGAAACACCAGGGCUACCGGCCCCUCCUGUGGCGGCCUUGCCCGGGAUAUACGGCGCUUUUGCUCGUAAGGGACAAAAACCACCUGGUUUUGGUGGUGGCGGUGGUGAUGGUGCUGGUCUUGGUGCUGGUGUCUCCAUGGGACAACCAGCUCACGACUACGAUGAUUUACUCCUGUAUGAUGCAGUGUUACCAGAUUCAGGUGUGUCUUAUCGAAUGCCUGUAAAAGUUACCAGGGUCAUUGGAGCUACGCCAAGCCAUGGGUUUGUCGGCAGGAUUGUGCCAGAUAUGCCAGUUGAUGAUCUCCUAAUGGCUGCCACCACUGUGCCAGAAACAGAAGCUCCUGUUUCCCACAGGUUUUUGAUAAAACCUGAGAAUAUGUCGCUUCCACUGUGCUUUGAUGUCACUGGAGACACUCGCCUCAAACUAUUUCAUCAUCCCAACAAAGAGCUGUCUGUGAAUGGUGAGCUUGAUUCAGUGGUGUAUGGAGGCUUCAAACAGAUUGUCAUCCACGUCAAGGCUGACCUGCAAGUUGAGGUUGACGCCAAUGAAAUCACUGUACGAGAGGGACAGACAGUGACACGCCACACUGGACAGGAUCAUAUCACAGCUGGAAGUUUGACAGUGAUUAGGCAGGACAAGGAAAUAGAUGUUACAGCUGGAGACACACGAAUAGUCAUCUUAAUCCAUGUGAAGGAUGGUACAAAAUUCCUCUGGCCAGUUUUAAGACAGCAGCCAUCGGACAACAACACUGAAGGAAUUUUAGCUCUGAAGCCCGCAGUGUAUGAAGAGGUGCAACAAACUCCUUCAACAAAACUUAAGAUCAAAGACCAGGAGACUGACGUUACCAGGUCCAAUGCUGUUGACUACAGUAUCGACUCUCACCCGACACUGGACUGCUGGCUCAUGCCUGCUGAGUCUGCCCUGCAGAGACGCCUCGAUGAUUUCACUGUUGCACAACUUUAACUGGGAAAUAUGAUGAAUCACUUGGAAAGAUUUCAUUUAAAGGAAAAAUAAGGCAAAUGCUGAUGUUCUGUGGAAAAAUACUUUCCACUUGUUACUGACAUUAACAAUUAAAUAGUAUCCCAGAACUC